Cinclus cinclus is the source of this 2129-nucleotide messenger RNA. It is a transcript of the gene C29H2orf42, whose product is annotated as chromosome 29 C2orf42 homolog. The transcript is spliced from 9 exons. NCBI's taxonomy places the organism in Eukaryota, Metazoa, Chordata, Aves, Passeriformes, Cinclidae. The coding region runs from base 317 to 2056 and encodes 579 amino acids. Gene Ontology annotation, cellular component: nucleus. The record is from RefSeq and is a predicted model, not a curated record.
GGGUGGAGCUGGUGGGAUUUGGUGGGGUAAAGGAGCGAAAUUUGGGGGGAAAGGCGAAAUUUUGAGAGGGAAAGGGGAAUUUCCCCCCCCCUGCUGCUGGGGCUGGUGGGAGUUGUAGUCCUAGCGUCUUUGGCUAUUAUCUCCUUGGACUACAAUUCCCAGCAGCCUGCGCGGUGCACCACGUGGUACCGGCGGACCAAUAGGAACGCUCCGGUGGCGGAAGUGAAGCCCCCCUCACGGCGCUCCCGGCGGCGGUAACGGGGCCCAGGUACCGGGGCGGGCCCGGCGGCGGAGGUGACGUCACAGGCCGCGAGGGAUGCUGGGAAACGCCGGGAGACGCCGCUCCAUGGAUCCCUGCCCGGGCCGUCCCAAAGCCCCAUCCUUCCUGUCAGACCUGGGCAAGGCCACUCUGCGGGGCAUCCGCAAGUGCCCGCGCUGCGGCACCUACAACGGCACGCGGGGGCUCAGCUGCAAGAACAAGACGUGCGGCACCGUGUUCCGGGCGGGCUCCCGCCGCCAGCCGGGCGCCGACGCCGUGCGCGUCCUCACGGGCUCGCACAGCCAGCUCUACUCUGUUCGCCAGCGAGACUCGCGCUGCUUCGUGGAGCUGGGCGUGUCCGAGACGGCCAUCCAGACCCCCGAGGGCACCCUGAUCACCCAGCUGAGCUCGGGCCGCUGCCACGCCCCCACCUGCGCUAAGGCCGCGGCCGACAAGCAGUGCCAGCACCUGAAGCUGGCGCUGGGCUGCCAGGCCGAGGCCACGCCGCUGCCGCUCAAGAGCUCGGUGCUGGGCACGGUGCAGGCUCCUGCUGAGGCCAAGCAGAGCCUGUGGGAGCUGGCCACCGAGCCCACGGGGCCGCUGGUGCAGAGGGUCACCAAGAGCGUGCUGGUGGUCAAGUGUAAGGCCAGCCAGAGGCACAGCCUGGGCUACCUGCACGCCAACUUUGGCCAGCGCCGCUUCUCCUGCGCCUGUCGCUCCCCCAGGCGCGGCCACGCCAAGGGGGAGGAGGAGGAGGAAGAGGAGGAGGAGGAGGAAGAGUCGCCCCCCACGCGCUGCAUCCACUUCCUGGCCUGCAUCUGCGCCUUUGCCAGCGAUGAGAGCCUGGCCCAGGAGUUCUCUGACUUCCUGGCCUCCGACGCCGGUGGACUGAAGGGGACAGUGAUCCCACAGCUGCUCCGUGGCCCUGCAGCCACAGCGCGGGCUCGGGGGGCGACUGCUGCCAAGGCCAAGAGGAGGAAGAAGGACGUGGGGCCAGGGCCGCAGGGUCCUGGCCCCCUCCUGGCUCCAGACCCGGCUCAUCCUGGCCCCAGGAGGAGCAGCCUGAGGAAGACGCCGGUCGCCUCCUCCUCCUCCUCGCUGAAGAGACACGGCUGUGCCCAGGUGCUGGAUGAGUCCCAGGUGUCCCUGUCCUUCCAGGAGUGGCUGGGCAGUGUCACAGAGCGCAUCCACCAGACCAUGCACUACCAGUUUGAGGGCCACCCAGAGCCACUGGUGUUCCACAUCCCCCAGUCCUUCUUCGAGGCUCUCCAGCAGCGCAUCUCCAGCGGCAGCGGCAAGAAGAGGCUCCCCAAUUCCACCACGGCCUUCGUGCGCAGGGACGCGCUGCCCCUGGGCACCUUCUCCAAGUACACCUGGCACAUCACCAACGUCCUGCAGGUGAAGCAGAUCUUCGACACGCCCGAGGUGCCGCUGGAGAUCACCCGGAGCUUCGUGCAGAACCGCGAUGGUUCCUACGAGCCCUUCCGCAGCCCCCGCGUGGAGGUGGAGAGCCUGGCCGAGGGGCUGGGCCCCCACGAGAAACAGCCCCCGCUGCGGCCCCUGGAGCUGCAGACCUUCCUCAAAGUCGGACACACAUCCCCCACGCAGAAGGAGCCCACGCCGUUCACCAUCGAGUGGAUCCCCGACAUCCUGCCCCGCUCCCGCCUGGGAGAGCUGCGCCUCAAGUUCCAGUACGGACACCACGGGGGGCCCCGGCAGCCCCCCAGCCGCGGGACCCCCCCCACAGAGCCCCCCCCACUGCCGCUGAACCCCCUGGGCACCAUCGCCUUCCCCUGAGACCCCCCCAAAAAGGGACAGCGGGCUCGGGGCUGGGCGUGGCACCUGGGAGCCCCCCCAGAAUAAACCGGCA